Messenger RNA from Anoplophora glabripennis (Asian longhorned beetle), 1562 nucleotides. RefSeq names its product myrosinase 1. Gene Ontology annotation, biological process: carbohydrate metabolic process. Gene Ontology annotation, molecular function: beta-glucosidase activity. The coding region runs from base 1 to 1485 and encodes 494 amino acids. The transcript is spliced from 8 exons. Lineage: Eukaryota; Metazoa; Arthropoda; Insecta; Coleoptera; Cerambycidae. The record is from RefSeq and is a predicted model, not a curated record.
AUGCCGCCUCUGUGGAUAGUGGUUGGGUGCCUGCAAGUUUUACUGAAAUGGACCACAUGUCAAGAGAUUAGCACACUGACUUUUCCAGACUCCUUCCUUUUUGGAGCGGCUACUUCUGCGUAUCAGAUCGAAGGGGCGUGGAAUGAGGAUGGGAAAGGUGAAAGUAGAUGGGACUAUAUAGUCCAUAACACGAAUUUUAUACUAGAUGGAAGCACUGGUGACGUCGCCUGCGACUCCUACCACAAAUACCAAGACGACAUUGCAGCUCUGAAAGAACUAGGAGUGAACUACUAUAGGUUUUCCAUAUCUUGGCCUAGAUUGUUACCGAAUGGUUUCGCUAAUGAAGUGAAUCCAGCUGGAAUUGAGUAUUAUAACAACCUUAUUGAUGGUUUGCUAGCAGAAGGAAUAGAACCGUGGGUGACCAUGUACCACUGGGAUAUACCCAAUCUCAUAUAUUAUUUGGGAAGUUGGAACAACGCCGAGAUAGUAGAUUACAUAACCGAAUUAGCAGACCUGGCGUUUCAACAUUUUGGCGAUAGAGUUAAAACUUGGAUCACAAUUAAUGAACCGCUGACCUUUUGCGCCCAUUUUCCUAAUGCAACAGUGACCUUGUAUGGUCAGACCGUACCAGUUGGAAUCACAGAAUAUUUGUGUGGUCAUAACGUUCUAAGAGCUCACACGAAAAUAUAUAGGCUGUACCAACUCAAGUACAAAAACAGUCAAGGAGGUAGAAUUUCUUUAGCACUAAACGCAGAAUAUGGCAUACCAGAAACUGAUUCCGAAGAAGAUAUCGCAGCAGCUAAAAGAAAAAUGGAUUUUGAGUUAGGAUGGUUCCUAAACCCACUGGUCUACGGAGACUACCCUCGUACCAUGAUAGACUACAUUAGAAAUUACAGUGCCCUACAGGGAUACCCAGUUACACGUUUGCCGAUAUUCACGCUUACAGAGAGGGUUCAAAUAAAAGGCGCAUAUGAUUUUAUUGCCAUCAACCACUACACUAGUGCUAUAAUAAGCGACAAUAGUUCAUUGGUUUUGGAUGCUAGCUAUGAAAACGACGAUGGACUCGAUGCAAAAAAGGAUCCCUCAUGGGAAGGCUCGGCAGCAAGCUGGCUGGCGGUUUAUCCUGAAGGAUUUAGACAGCUUCUUGUAUAUAUAAAAGAAAACUAUAACGAUCCUGAGAUAGCCGUAACCGAACAAGGAUACGCAGAUGAACCAGAUACAAUUAAUGAUACAAGAAGAAUUAAUUAUUACCAGACGUAUCUAAGUGAAGCUUUGAAAGCAAUACACGAAGAUGGAGUGAAGCUGACCGCAUAUACUGCAUGGAGUUUAUUAGAUAAUUUCGAAUGGAACAGCGGUUACAGUGUUCGAUUUGGUCUUUACCAUGUGGAUUUCGAAGAUGAUAACAGAACAAGAACUCCUAAGGAGUCAGCAGAGUUUUAUAAGAAGGUCAUAGCGACUAGGUGCUUGGUCGACAGUUGUGAUUAAAGAGUUUUCGUUUGUGAUUAUGUGAGUUUGUAAAGCUUGUAAUAUAAAUAAAGAUGUAAAUAAAAAACUGAAAAGUA